Cuscuta campestris is the source of this 3102-nucleotide messenger RNA. NCBI's taxonomy places the organism in Eukaryota, Viridiplantae, Streptophyta, Magnoliopsida, Solanales, Convolvulaceae. The record is from the annotation of a GenBank genome assembly.
CGUUGGAAGACUCCUCACAGACAAGCCGAUCAAAUUUGAUAUCUUCAAGAAUGUGAUUGCUUCAGUCUGGAAGCCAGCAAUGGGUGUUCAAAUUACGCAAGGCGAGGAGGGAAUCCUGUGGUUUCGUUUCUUUCACCCAAAAGAUGCGGAAAGGAUUCUUGAUGAGGGCCCAUGGUCUUAUGAUAAUGCAAUGCUACUGUGCGUUAAAAGCAACUGUUGGGGACAACAUCAGACCUGCAGAUCUUAAUUUCCUGGAUAUCUGGGUGCAAGUCUAUGGACUCCCGUUCGGAUAUACGUCCAAGGGGGUCCUAGAGGCAGUCGGGAACUUUUUAGGCCGCUUCAUUAUGGUGGAUGACAGGAACUUAACGAAGCCCUAUCAAUCAUUCAUGCGUGUUCGCGUUUCGAUCGACGUGCGGCGCCCCCUAAAGAGACGGAUGAAAUUGACAAAGCGUGAUGGAUCAACUACCUGGGUUACUUUCAAAUAUGAAAGGCUUGGGACCUUUUGCUAUUUUUGUGGGAUCCUGGGCCAUCUUGAGAAGCACUGUGCAAGUGCGGUACAAUCGGGAAUGGAAGCAGAAGCGUGGCCAUAUGAUGACAAUAUCAGGGCAGGAGGAAAGAAGAAACUUGCUGGGAUAGGUGCCCCAUGGCUCAGGGAUAUGGCGGACAGAGAUAUUACAGGACGUUCCUCCAUCUCGGCUAAAGCUGACAAGUCUAGUUUGGAGGGCGGCAUGGAGGGUUUAAUUACAAAAAGGAAGAGAAGAAACAAUGAUGAGAUGAUCGUUGAUAUGAACAUCACGGCUCAUGAUGCUGGACUUAAUGAUACGGCGGAUGUGACCAUGGAGGGAUACCCGUAUACGUGGGAGUGGAAGAAGGGCACUCCAGACUGGGUAGAGGAAAGGCUUGAUAGGGCAGUGGUCUCCCUAUGCUGGAGGGAUAUGUUUCCACGCAGCAGGCUUGUUAACAAACUUUCAUGUUGUGGCAGAGCUUUCUCGGACAGGAUUCAUCUUUGUGGAGAGAAACUUGAAGGUUGGGGCAAAGGCAAAAAUGGAGACACAGCCGAAAAAAUUAGCCACUUGAGGGGCAUUCUAGAGAGACUCCGCGGAGUUCGUAGCCCGGCAGCCAUGACGGAAAGAAUUAACAUCACAAAGGAGAUUGAUUCCCUGAUGGACAAGAAUGAUUGCUACUGGCGGCAACGAGCAAAACAACACUGGCUUAGUGAGGGAGAUCGAAAUACUCGUUUUUUCCAUAACUAUGCUUCGCACCGAAGGAGGAAAAACUAUAUUCGUAAGCUCAGGGACUCCAAUGGCAACUGGCACGAAGGAAGCAAUCUCACCAAGCUUGUGUUUGAUUUUUACUCGGAUCUCUUUGUUUGUGCUGGACCACGAGAUGGGCAAAGGCUGAGCUUCAGGAGGAUUCGGGACUUCAAUGUCGCUAUGAUUGGAAAACAAGGUUGGAGACUGAUUGUCAACCCAGAUUCCUUAGUGGCGAGAGUCUUUAAGGCGAGGUACUACUCAAAAGGGGACUUCCUGAACGCGGGGCUUGGCUCAUCACCGAGUUUUGUGUGGCGGAGCAUUUUAGAAGGCCGAAAUCUUAUCAUUAAUGGCAUAGGUCGACGGAUUGGGGACGGACGAGAUACUCUAAUUUGGGAUACUCCUUGGAUUUGGGACAAGGACAACCCGUUUAUUACAUCUUCAAAACCCCCUUUUUGUCCAAACUUUAGAGUUUCUUAUCUAAUUGAUCCGGAAACUAAUGCAUGGAAAAUGGAUGUGGUGCGGGAAUGGUUCUCAACCGAAGAUGCAAUCCGAAUUCAACGUACUCCGGUGUCUCUCUCUCGCAAGGACUGUUGGUAUUGGAGGGCGGAAGCACAUGGAAAUUACACAGUGAAGAGUGCUUACAGGAGGCUAUGCGGGGAAGCAGCGCAGCUAGAGAGUUUCGGCCAGUGGAAUCGACUUUGGGGACUGCCCAUCAUACCAAAGGUAAAAAAUUGUGUGUGGAGGUGCUUAAGGGGUGUCUUACCUACGGCUAUAGCUCUUAGAGCCAAAGGGGUUGAUAUUGAGCCUAACUGCCGCAUCUGUGGAGCACCGGAAGAAUCAGUGGAGCACGUUUUCCUUUCCUGUCCUUUUGCUCAGGCUACUUGGAGACUCCUACACAGAGAGAUCGCCACAGGUAUGCACGAGAACUUUAAUAAUUGCUUGGCGGCUGUUUUUAGAUCGGCGUCGGCUGUCGGUGGGGCAGUGACGGCUGCGGGUAUUUGGGCUAUCUGGAAAGCUCGAAAUCAGGCCUGCUGGGAACUCAAGGUGGUCAGACCGGAGGUUGCCGCUGAUUGGGCACGAGAAGUAUGCGUGACUAGGACAAGUCGUGACUUAAAGGGUGGCACGAUGGCGACGUCAGAAGGGGCGGGGCUUCAGCAGUUGAACCGGCCGGAUCUCCUGCGAUGCUUUGUUGAUGCGGCCAUGUUUGAACAGGAGGGUUUUACAUCAGUGGCGGCAGCCCUUCUUGAUGGGGCAGGCACGUUCAUCGGGGGCUUCAACAAGCUUGUCACCUGUCCCUUAGUACCAAGGACAAGUCGUGACUUAAAGGGUGGCACGAUGGCGACGUCAGAAGGGGCGGGGCUUCAGCAGUUGAACCGGCCGGAUCUCCUGCGAUGCUUUGUUGAUGCGGCCAUGUUUGAACAGGAGGGUUUUACAUCAGUGGCGGCAGCCCUUCUUGAUGGGGCAGGCACGUUCAUCGGGGGCUUCAACAAGCUUGUCACCUGUCCCUUAGUACCAAGGUAUGUUGAAACUUUUGCUAUUAAGGAAGCCCUAUCUUGGCUCAAGGAGAAGAAUGUCCAUGAUGUCGCUGUUUUCUCUGACUGUGCUCAAGCGGUCCAUGCUCUAAAGAAUGACGUGAUAGAAGCUCGGUCAUAUCUGAACACGGUGGAGGAUGAUUGCAAAAAACUUGCUUAUUUCUUUAAUUAUGUUAAUUUUUUUCACAUUCCUAGACAGUCGAAUUUGAUUGCACACACCCUUGCUAGAUUGGCUGUUAAUGGGUGCUAUGAAUGGCAUUCUAUUCCCCCAAAUGAUGUAUUGCAUUUGCUUUGAUGAAUGAAAGUGUUUGACUUUC